Molecule: messenger RNA, 1968 nt
Organism: Quercus robur (English oak)
Lineage: Eukaryota; Viridiplantae; Streptophyta; Magnoliopsida; Fagales; Fagaceae
Product: pentatricopeptide repeat-containing protein At1g20300, mitochondrial
Exons: 1
Coding region: 178-1752 (524 amino acids)
Molecular function (GO): protein binding
Source: RefSeq, a predicted model, not a curated record
AAACGACAAGUAGUCCCUCUUUGACACCAAGCUAGCAAUUAAACGACAUCACUAGUCUGUCUUAGCCAGAACUUAACGACAUGCUAUUUCUUUCUCGCUUUGUUUCACUCUCUCUCUCUCUCUCUCUCUCGCAGACACACACAGUCUCAGUAAACGAACUGCCGAAACGAGCUGAACAUGGCCUUAAUCAAAUCAAAGCUACGUUUACCUCACUCUCUCUCUCACUCCAAAAUACUCAAAACCCUGUCAUUCUCUUCUUCAACUUCAGAACCAACUCUUCAAGAAGAUGACACGGACAAUAAUAAUUCCAAAACUACCCCUGCCACUACCUUAAACCCUGAAGAAACCCUAAUCGCCGAAAAAUUCCACGCCCUAAUCAAAGACCACCACCGCAAAAACCCAAACCUUGACAACACGAUCCCAACUCUCUCCCUCGACUUCUCCCAAAUCUCCACCGUCCACCCCAUCACCCCUCCCAUCGUCCGCCGCGUCAUCGAGAAAUGCGGUGGGGUCCGCCAUGGCAUCCCUUUCCUCCAAGCCCUAUCGUUCUUCAACUGGGCCACGGCCCAAGAUAUUCCGGCCCAGUCACCCGACCCUUACAACGAAAUGAUCGACCUCGCCGGAAAAGUUCGCCAGUUCGACUUGGCUUGGCUAGUUAUCGAUUCGAUGAAAGCUCGGAAUGUCGAAAUUACCAUCGAGACCUUCUCGAUUCUCGUUCGCCGGUACGUUCGUGCCGGGUUGGUCGCCGAGGCGAUUCAUGCGUUUAAUCGAAUGGAGGACUACGGUUGUAAGCCUGAUAAGAUUGCGUUUUCAAUUGUGAUUGGUAUUUUGUGUAAGAAACGAAGGGCUAAUGAGGCUCAGUCAUUUUUCGAUAGCUUGAAGGAUAGGUUCGAGCCUGAUGUUAUUGUGUAUACUAGCUUGGUUCAUGGAUGGUGUCGGUCUGGUAAUAUUUCAGAGGCCGAAAGGGUAUUUGGGGAAAUGAAAUUGGCUGGGAUUAAGCCCAAUGUGUAUACUUACAGUAUUGUGAUCGAUGCUCUGUGUAGGUGCGGCCAAAUUACUCGUGCACAUGAUGUGUUUGCGGAAAUGCUUGAUGAGGGAUGUAGCCCGAAUUCAAUUACAUUUAAUAAUCUAAUGCGUGUUCAUGUGAAGGCAGGGAGGACUGAGAAGGUUUUGCAAGUGUAUAAUCAGAUGAAGAGGCUUGGAUGUGAUGCUGAUACAAUUACGUAUAAUUUUCUUAUAGAGACUCAUUGUAGGGAUGACAAUCUUGAGGAUGCAAUUAAGGUGCUUAAUUUGAUGGUUAAGAAAGGGUGUAGCCCAAAUGCGUCUACGUUUAAUUUGAUAUUUAGGUGCAUUGUGAAGUCGCGGGAUGUGAAUGGUGCUCACCGAAUGUAUGCUAAGAUGAAGGAGUUGAAUUGUAUGCCUAAUACUGUGACGUACAAUGUAUUGAUGCGGAUGUUUGCUGACUCGAAAUCGACUGAUAUGGUUCUCAAGCUGAAGAAGGAAAUGGAUGACAAUGAGAUUGAGCCUAACGUGAAUACUUACAAGGUUUUAAUAUCGAUGUAUUGUGGAAUGGGUCAUUGGAACAAUGCCUACAGGUUUUUUAGGGAGAUGAUUGAAGAAAAAUGUUUGAAACCUAGUAUGCAUGAUUAUCAGAUGGUUUUGCAGCAGCUAAGGAAUGCAGGGCAGUUAAAGAAGCAUGAGGAGUUAGUGGAGAAGAUGGUGGAUAGGGGUUUUGCUACCCGCCCUUUGUAGAAGUAGCUAUUUAUUUUGUGCCUAUGAGCAGGAUUAGGUGAUCAUUGUUUUCUGUAUCUCUGUCAAUUAUUCUUCGUUCCCAAUUUUGAUGUAAUUGCUUCUUCAAUAUUUGCAUUGUGUUUUUGACAUUGCAUGUCAGACAGUUAUGAACUACUUGUGGUUCAUGGUCAUAAAUUUUGGAAAUAUAACCUCUUGACAGGCUCAAUUGUUCUCCAA